GUCUAUUUUUGAGCUUCAGUUUUGGGGCAUAGCAAACAUGUCGACGAGUUUGGAGCAAUUCUCACGACAUCCAUCACCACCGGCAUCUAUUUUUGUACUUGCAUAUCACGGCACAACCCUCGUAAUUAUACGAUGAUUUGCUUGACAGCAGCUGCCAUGUCCAGCAGCUGUCUAGUGUGCGCGUUGUGCCGUGAUGCACGUCUGUUUAUUGUCAAUCGUUGUCGGCCCUCGAAUCCGUAUAAAUAUGACGACAGACUCGACCUCGUUGACCGAUCGAUUUCAGAUCCAAUCCCACACGUCACUCCCAGCUUUCAGUCCUGGCAUACUCUCAGUCCUUGUUUCCAAGCACACAGUGAUCUAAUUAACCGUCGUCAAGCCCCCUCGUCGCAGCCAUGUCGUCCGCCGCAGAUACUCUCUUCGCGAGCGCCAUUAACACGAAGCCGCUCACCAGCGUCAACAAGAAGAGCAAUGCCAAAUUGAACACGGCCGGCAUCAAGAGCGUCGUCGACGCCGUGGCAAAACUCAAGACAGGCACCGAGGUGACGGUCGUUGACACACACAUGGUCGAUCCCGAUCAGUUCGUAAUCAACUACCGCGUCCACCACGCCUCGGCCGACAUCAACCUGGCCAUAAGCCGCUUCAGGAAGCCCAAGGAGGCCCAGGAUGCGCUGCUGGCCUUUCUCAAGGCCCACCAAAACAACGUCGCCAUCAGCCACCAGAAGUCGUCCAAGCCCCUUGGCGAUGUUUCGGUCCAGGGCAUCUCGAGCCUGCUCUUUGCCAACGGCGACGUGUACAUCCACAUCCACCACCAGGGCGCGACGACUGCGAGUGAAGAACCCAAGGGUAAGUCAUUGGCCGCAUCAGAGCUGUU
Molecule: messenger RNA, 871 nt
Organism: Lasiosphaeria miniovina
Lineage: Eukaryota; Fungi; Ascomycota; Sordariomycetes; Sordariales; Lasiosphaeriaceae
Exons: 1
Coding region: 133-480 (115 amino acids)
Source: RefSeq, a predicted model, not a curated record